UUUUACCAAUGGGAAUGGUGAUUCCUGAUCCUAUUCUAAGUCUUGAGUAUGUUAAAGGGUUUCAUCUUGCAACUUCCGUUGAGGGUGGAGAUAGAUUUUGGAGUAGGUGGAGGCAAAGGAUUUGCUUCAAUAAAUACAACCGAAGAUCACUUCCCAUGGGAUACUUCAGCUUGUUUCUCAGUUGCUUGCCCAUUACCAGGAGCUGAUAGCCAACAAUGUUGCCCAAAAUUGCAAUUCUCUCAGCAUUAGCUCUUGUUCUGAUCAUACAAGAGGCUUCUCUUGCCCCUGUGACCCAGGAACCAACCACAGGAUCAAGCGAGGGGACAACGCUUGAGUCAAGCAAAGAACCAGGUGGCGAAGAAAGCACAGAAGAGCCGGCUGGUGAAACAAGCUUAGGACCAAGCGCAGGGCCAAGUGAGGAGCCCAGCACACAGCCAGCCGAAGAGGCGAGUGGCGAAGCAAGCGGAGAAGCCAGCGGAGAAGCCAGCGGGGAAGCCAGCGGAGAAGCCAGCGGAGAAGCCAGUGGAGAAGCCAGUGGAGAAGGAAGUGGGGAAGGAAGCGGAGAAGGAGGUUCACAUCUUAUUCAACUAGGCACAGAGGCAAGCAAAGAGCCAACCAAGGAGCCAAGUACAGAGCCAACUUCAGAGGCCGCCCCAGAGAUCAGCGUAGAAUCAGGAGAUUUUUCACUUAUCCUGCCAACUGAAGAAAACCAUGGAGAUGCAAGCAAAGAGCCAAGCACAGAGCCAAAACCAACUGCAGCGUAAACAGACGAGUCAA
This is a messenger RNA of Podarcis raffonei (Aeolian wall lizard), 777 nucleotides long. Its product is annotated as chondroitin proteoglycan 4-like. The record is from RefSeq and is a predicted model, not a curated record. Lineage: Eukaryota; Metazoa; Chordata; Lepidosauria; Squamata; Lacertidae. The transcript has 2 exons. The coding region runs from base 216 to 764 and encodes 182 amino acids.